Polychytrium aggregatum is the source of this 778-nucleotide messenger RNA. RefSeq lists its product as uncharacterized. NCBI's taxonomy places the organism in Eukaryota, Fungi, Chytridiomycota, Chytridiomycetes, Polychytriales. The transcript has a single exon. The annotation marks the transcript as partial. The record is from RefSeq and is a predicted model, not a curated record.
CCUCCAUCUUGCUCGGUCUUGACUCGUGCUGCUUGCGGCCCGCCGACCCGGCCUGCUCUUCCUCUUCCUCGGCUUCCCCUGCUCUCCCGUCUCAGCCUCUGCUUUUCUCUGGCAGGCUGUACAUCACCGCCAAUCCCUCAACUCUAUCGGAUUCCAUCUUGCUUCACACCCCCCGGUUCCCACCCCGGUUCUCACCCCACCCCGGCUCUCCCCGCUGACCAUCGUUGUUCUGGCUCCAGCCUGCUCCACUCUGUCUCGGAUUUAACCUUGGACUCUCUCCAGGCAACCUCGAGCACGUAUCUCUCAUUCCUCCCGCCUUACCGUUGCCGCUGCCUCCAGAUCCGCCACAAUGAAUCCCGUUGCACCGAAACCCUCAUACAUCGUCGAUACCUCCUCGCUCUUACACAAGAGCAACUCGGUCGAAGUCAUUGCCAAGCUCAACGCCCUCGCUGCUCGCCAUCAGACUGCUAGCCCAAAAAUCACGAUCGACGAUGCCCCCUCGCCGUCCCCUUCGCUGAAGACGGGCGGCCCCGAUACCCCCAUCUCGGUCCUGCCUCCGCCGCCUCCCCCAACCCCGGUCAACGCGAAUCACUAUCCCGGACUCUCGGUGUCUUCCCUGAUCGAGUCGCUGUCAAGCCAGAGCCUCGAGGACAGCACCUCGGCCGCCUAACCACUCCUUCCCUCCUCUACGACAGACCGCUUUCCGUCUGUGCUGUGGCUGCGAUUACCCCGCUCUCGGCACUCGUCAUCUCCAUUCGUAUUUGCCAUCACAACCCUU